AUGGUCACAAAUUGUAAACGUGAGAAUCAUCUUAUUUUCUUGUGUCUAUUUGAUAAUAACAGCCAAGCAUCAGUUAGUGUAAAUGGUUCAAGCAAUUCUUCAAAUGUUCCCUUGUGGGCUAGAAACCCCAAGUUCUACAUUCUCGAGAAGUUAGCACAAUUUGUGCUAAAUAUUCCAAACAACAUAAUCUCAUUUGUAAAAAUGGUGAUUAGUUUCAUCUUUUUGACAACACAUACUACAGGAUAG
Messenger RNA from Schistosoma turkestanicum, 246 nucleotides. The record is from the annotation of a GenBank genome assembly. NCBI's taxonomy places the organism in Eukaryota, Metazoa, Platyhelminthes, Trematoda, Strigeidida, Schistosomatidae.